Messenger RNA from Cyclopterus lumpus (lumpfish), 1299 nucleotides. RefSeq names its product transcription factor-like 5 protein. The coding region runs from base 1 to 1299 and encodes 432 amino acids. NCBI's taxonomy places the organism in Eukaryota, Metazoa, Chordata, Actinopteri, Perciformes, Cyclopteridae. Gene Ontology annotation, biological process: regulation of DNA-templated transcription; spermatogenesis. Gene Ontology annotation, cellular component: nucleus. The transcript has 6 exons. Gene Ontology annotation, molecular function: protein dimerization activity; DNA-binding transcription factor activity, RNA polymerase II-specific; RNA polymerase II cis-regulatory region sequence-specific DNA binding. The record is from RefSeq and is a predicted model, not a curated record.
AUGUCAUCGUUCCCCUCGGCCUGUACAACCCUCCAUGUAUCACCUUCGUCCAGAGAACACACCUGUGACCCCGGCGGGGUGAUUUUGAGCCAAGGUGCAUGUUUGACAAUUGAUCAUGGGCAGAUCCUGGGACCCGAGCUCGGUCUGAUGGAGAUGUCCGAGGUUGAAUAUACACACCUCCAGCACCUCAUCCAGGUACACAUGGAGGCACACGCAGCCCCUCCAGAUGUGCCCGACGGCAGGUCUCACCCCGAUUCCCCCGUCAUGCCCACUCAAGCUAUCGACCUGUCGACUUCAACUGAUGAACACUAUCUGGUGAUGCCAGGAGAGAAGACACCGGCUUCUCACGGUGAGGUGCCGGGUUUUGUGCUGGCCAGAGUCCGAGGGCAGGACAGCCCGACCGAACUACGGGCCGACUGCAGCACAUCUUCACAGAUGCGAUCCAGAUCGUCCGCCAGAGUUUGCUUGGAGAAAAGGUUUAACAGCCUGUCUGCCGACACCCCGAGACCGCAAGAUAUCCAGUCUGCAGUUCUCAGCAAUUUUUUGACAAUGCUUCAGCAGUCUGCGGAGGCUCAAGAGGCGACCAUUCACCCUCAAAUGCACAAGUGGAUAAAAACUGACAGAGCGAAUCCGUUUGAGGUUUCCAGCCCACACGCAGUCACCAACAUGUGUGAACAAGUGAUUGGCCAUAAUCCUCAUAUGGUUGAACCGUACAAGCAUCAGGGUUUAAUCAUGCCCAAGAGUUUCUCAUUUAACUUCCGCCCGGAGAGGAUUGUCACGACAGCUCACUAUACAAGUGGCAGCAACUCAACGGAGGAGCAGCAUUUGGUGAACAUAGAAAAUGACGACGUGGCGACACCAGCUGCCUUCAAGAAGCACGGUAGCACCCACGGCUCUCGACACCGCAGGUCUGCUUCAGCUGGCCCAGGCUCAGCUGGGGAAUCAGGGAGCAGCACCUCGAGAAGACCUCAAUCUCAUAUGUCACUGAUCCAGCGCAGGGAGAGGCACAACAGUAAGGAGAGGGAACGCAGGAAGAGGAUCCGUUUGUACUGCGACGAGCUGAACAUGCUGGUGCCAUUUUGUGAGUCGGAUACAGACAAAGUCACCACCCUGCAGUGGACCACCGCCUUCCUCGGAUACAUCAAGAAAACCUACGGAGACACCUUCAAAGAAGAGUUUCAGACGGCAUUCGCUGAUGGGAAAGGACACUUUCUUAAAUCCGGCCCUUCUUCAGGCCCGGAUCCAAUCCACCGGGAGAUGGAUGAGAUACUGAGCAUCCCUCUUGCGGUAGAGCAAUGA